CAACAGCACAUUCCCCAUUAGCUAUCAACCAUGUCCCCCACGCAUCAAAGAUACCAACCCCUCUUAAGCAAUUGUACGGCCGAUACCAUCCUUGGACUGCUGCUCCCUUCAUCUUCGCUGUAGAUCAGAUGACUUUCUCCGUAAACCGGUGACUGUUCAAAGUACCGUCUCCAUUGGCGAACGCCAUAAAAUGAAUUCUCCUUUGUUUUUGAUCUCUCCCCUCCUCAACUCCUAAUCUUAAUCUAAAUUGUGUAGCGUCAACGAUCGUCUUUAAUCUCUCGAGGGUACGUUAGAGAAACCCAAUUUCUUUCUGUUAACGGCUAGUUUGUUUUUAGUCUGAUUUCUUCCUUAAAUUUUCCGGGUCUCUUUUUCUAGGAUCAUUUGAUUAACUUUUGAAUUGAUUCUGCCUGCCUUUGACUUUCUUUUAUGUUGCAUUCGUCAUUCUCUGUUCUGCCUUAUAUUGAUUUUGAUUUAAAUUUUGUAUUUUAUCUAGAUUUCUCAUUCAGUUAUUAGGGUUUCGUAGAACUAAAUUUGUGGGGUUUGUUUGGGUUCUCCUUCGAUUCUCUUCAAAUUUUGAAUUUUGGGUUUAAAUCAUUUCUGGGUUUUAGUAAUCUUAGCUUUUUGCAUUUGGGAAUUUGAUUUUUAGCUUCCUUCAAUUCUUUGCUUUCGUUAGCUAUUAUUUUUUAUGGCAUUUGAAUGCCAAGAAAGCAUUAAGGUGUCGGAAAAUUACAAUUGUGAGGAGAAUUCUAAUCCAAAAGCAAAAAAUUCUGGAAUUUCAAACUCCUCAUUUGAUUGCCAUUCUAAGAAGGCAAUUUCAAUAGCUGAAAGUUCAAAACAGCUGCCUUGUAAUGAUGUUUUGCCCAAUUAUCGCCGGUCAAUCACUGACCUUCCUCCGGCCUUGAUUUCUGAAAUCCUUAAUUGUCUUGACCCUAAGGAGCUUGGUGUAGUUUCGUGUGUAUCGACCAUUCUCAAUAGACUUGCAUCUGAGAACCAGGUUUGGAAAGAAGUCUAUUGUGAGAGAUGGGGACUCCCGUUGGUGCCUGCACCACUAGGCGUGGGGCUUUCAGAUGAGAAGUCAUGGAAGGAAUUGUUUGUGGAGAGAGAGUUUAGGAGUAAGACUUUCUUGGGUGGUUACAGCAUUGAUGUUCUGUAUGGUCAUACAGAAGCAGUUAGAACAGUUUUCCUUUUGGUUUCUGCUAAGCUCAUUUUUACUUCUGGGUAUGACUCCAUUGUUCGGAUGUGGGACAUGGAAGAUGGACUAUCUAUUUCAUCUUCAAGGCCCCUUGGAGGCACUAUUCGAGCAGUUGCAGCGGAUACAAAGCUUUUGGUUGCUGGUGGUACUGAUGGUUUCAUCCAAGGUUGGAAGGCAGUGGAGGGUCUCCCAUACUUGUUCGACCUUAAGGGUUCUGAGGAGCCAAAUACUGAAUUUAGACUUUGGGAACAUGAGGGACCAAUAACAUCUCUUGCAUUGGACCUCAUGAGGAUUUACAGCGGCUCAUGGGACAUGACUGUUCGUGUAUGGGAUCGUUCCUCUCUAAAAUGCUUAAAGGUCUUGAGACAUAGUGACUGGGUAUGGGGCCUUGCUCCACACGAUACAACAGUUGCUAGCACAUCAGGCUCAGAUGUGUAUGUUUGGGACGCUUGUAGUGGGACUCCGUUAACUGUUAUUGACCGUGCUCAUGUUGGUAACACUUAUUCUUUGGCAAGAAGCCACACAGGGGACUUCCUUUUUACUGGAGGAGAAGAUGGGGAAAUACAUAUGUUUGAGAUCAUAGGUCACAACUACAUGGCAAAUGUUUUUAAGGUGGCAACUUGGAUUCCUCAUUCUGGUCCUGUUUAUUCCCUUGCAUUUGAGUUUCCAUGGCUGAUUUCAGCUUCUAGUGAUGGUAAGUUGUCACUGAUAGAUGUUAGAAAACUACCAAGGACAAGCAGACGCUCCUUGGGAAAGAAUAUUUCAAGGGCUAAAAAUGUGGACUGCAGUGUGGAACCAACCCAAAGGAUGCUACAUGGAUUUGGGCCCAAUUUGUUUUCAGUGGACAUUGGCGCUGACCGUAUAGUAUGUGGAGGAGAAGAGGGUGUUGUAAGGAUCUGGAACUUUUCGCAAGCUUUGGAAAUCGAGCGGAGGGUUCGAGCUCUAAAAGGAGUCCGGUUGGAGAAUCGGAUGAGGCGGCGCAAGCUCCAAAAAGAGAUGAGCAAAGGUAAACGAACUCGUCAGUGUUCUGCGGCAGCCAAGAACUCCAUGCAUGGAGAUAGGCGUAAGGUCUGGCACAGUAAACGUGGAAUCAGUAGCAAGCUGAAGGCAUAGCAACAAAUGGCAUUUACUAAAUGCCUCUAUGCGGGAUGACUCUCUUACCAUGUGGGUAAUCAUGUCACAGAUUUAUGGUUUAAGCUUGCCAAGUCACUGAUUGUAGUUAGUUUUUUUCUUUUCCAAUAACAUUUGAUUUUUAAAUAUUAGCUUAAUUUUAUGGUGGUUUGAAUAUGUGCUGGUUGGGAUGGUUUAUAUCUUAUCACAACUGUCAGUUACUACU
This is a messenger RNA of Hevea brasiliensis (rubber tree), 2528 nucleotides long. RefSeq names its product F-box/WD-40 repeat-containing protein At5g21040. The record is from RefSeq and is a predicted model, not a curated record. Bases 686 to 2305 code for a protein of 539 amino acids. The transcript has a single exon. Gene Ontology annotation, molecular function: protein binding. Gene Ontology annotation, cellular component: preribosome, large subunit precursor. Lineage: Eukaryota; Viridiplantae; Streptophyta; Magnoliopsida; Malpighiales; Euphorbiaceae.